Ziziphus jujuba (common jujube) is the source of this 6141-nucleotide messenger RNA. Its product is annotated as mediator of RNA polymerase II transcription subunit 14. Gene Ontology annotation, biological process: regulation of transcription by RNA polymerase II. The record is from RefSeq and is a predicted model, not a curated record. NCBI's taxonomy places the organism in Eukaryota, Viridiplantae, Streptophyta, Magnoliopsida, Rosales, Rhamnaceae. The coding region runs from base 244 to 5685 and encodes 1813 amino acids. The transcript is spliced from 8 exons. Gene Ontology annotation, cellular component: mediator complex; core mediator complex. Gene Ontology annotation, molecular function: transcription coregulator activity.
CUCUCUCUCCAAAAUCAGAAUCCACGCGAUCGUAAUUCAUUAUUCUUUUUGAGGGAGAGCUUGGAGGGAGCUCUGUUCUCUCUCUCUCUAUGUGUCUGUCUUAUUUGUAAAAUUACCAAGAUUCCAUCUUCUUCUUCUUCUUGUUCUUCUUCUUGUUCAAGCCCUAGAGAAUCCAUGUUUUGUUCAAUUGCAAAAUAAGAUCUUUUUAUUUAGCCAAAGCCCCUCUCCCCAUUUUGUCAAUCAAUGGCUGCAGAGCUAGGGCAACAAACGGUGGACUUCUCCACCCUCGUCAGUCGGGCCACCGAGGAAUCCUUCCUCUCCCUCAAGGAACUCGUUGAGAAAUCCAAGGCCUCCGACCAGUCCGACUCCGAGAAGAAGAUUAGCAUCCUCAAGUAUUUGGUCAAGACCCAGCAGCGUAUGCUCCGGCUAAAUGUCCUCGCCAAGUGGUGCCAACAGGUUCCUUUGAUACAGUACUGUCAACAACUUGCAUCCACCUUGUCGAGUCAUGAUACUUGCUUCACUCAGGCUGCAGAUUCAUUGUUUUUCAUGCAUGAGGGGCUACAGCAAGCUCGUGCUCCUGUGUAUGAUGUUCCUUCUGCAGUUGAAGUUCUUUUAACGGGAACAUAUGAGCGUUUACCUAAAUGUAUUGAAGAUGUAGGUAUGCAGAGCACAUUAAAUGAGGAUCAGCAAAAACCAGCAUUGAAAAAGUUGGACACUCUGGUACGGUCUAAACUAUUAGAAGUUUCACUACCAAAAGAAAUUUCUGAGGUCAAAGUUUCUGAAGGUACUGCACUCCUUCGUGUGGAUGGGGAAUUUAAGGUGCUAGUUACUCUUGGUUACCGUGGACACCUAUCCCUGUGGAGGAUAUUACAUAUGGAGCUGCUUGUUGGUGAAAGAGGUGGCCCCAUUAAGCUGGAGGAAUCGAGGCGGCAUGCUCUUGGGGAUGAUUUAGAGCGUAGAAUGGCUGCCGCAGAAAAUCCGUUUAUAACAUUGUACUCGGUUCUUCAUGAGCUAUGUGUUGCACUCAUUAUGGAUACUGUCAUAAGGCAAGUACAAGCUCUUCGACUAGGAAGAUGGAGAGAUGCAAUUCGGUUUGAACUCAUAUCUGAUGGAACUAUGGGUCAUGGGGGGAAUGUCAUAAAUCAAGAUGGAGAAACUGAUGCAUCUGGUCUGCGAACUCCUGGAUUAAAAAUUAUUUACUGGUUGGAUUUGGAUAAAAACACUGGUAUUCCUGACUCAGGGUCAUGCCCCUUUAUAAAAAUUGAACCUGGACCAGAUCUGCAGAUAAAAUGUCUUCAUAGCACAUUUGUUAUAGAUCCAUUAACUGGGAAGGAGGCCGAUUUUUCACUUGAUCAAAAUUGCAUUGAUGUUGAGAAAUUGCUAUUACGAGCUAUAUCUUGUAAUAGAUACACUCGUCUCCUUGAGAUCCAGAAAGACCUUGCAAAAAAUGUUCAAAUCUCUCGCGCUUCUGGUGAUGUUGUGCUUCAGUCCCGAAUGGAAGAAGCUGAUAUCGACUCCAAAAAGAAAGAUUAUAAGGCCAAUACCAGAGAAAAUGAAGGGCAGGAAGUAUUACGUGUGCGUGCGUAUGACUCAUCAUUUUUUACCUUGGCAAUAAAUAUAAGGACUGGUCGCUAUCUUCUCCUGUCAUCCCCAGGUAUUAUUGAAUCAUCAGCUUUGCUAGAAUUUGAAGAUGCUUUAAACCAGGGAAGUAUGAAUGCUGCUGAAGUUUUCAUAAGCUUGAGAAGCAAAAGUAUCUUGCACUUAUUUGCAUCUAUCAGCCGGUUUUUAGGCCUUGAGGUAUAUGAGCAUGGUUUUUCUGCAGUUAAAGUACCAAAGAACAUCUUGAAUGGUUCUUCUGCAUUGCUGAUGGGGUUUCCGGACUGUGGGAGUUCUUAUUUUCUGCUGAUGCAACUUGAUAAGGAGUUUAAACCCCAAUUUAAAUUGCUAGAGACUCAGUCAGAACUGUCUGGCAAAGCUUAUUCUUUCAAUGACCUAAAUCAGGUGAUUCGCUUUAAGAAAAUUGACAUUGGCCAGAUGCAGAUUCUUGAAGAUGAAAUGACUUUGAGCUUGUUUGACUGGCAAAAACUAAACUCCUUUUUACCCAGUGCUGGGGGUCCUAAUCAGGCUUCUGAAAAUGGGCUUCUUCCUGAUGUUAGCCUUGAGGGUUCCAUGCAAGUUGCAGGAUGCCCACCAUCAAGCUUCUCAUCUAUUGUUGAUGAAGUUUUUGAACUUGAGAGAGGCUCUCCCAUUCCUAUGAACGUUUCCAUGAAUUUUCAUUCCAUAAAAGCUGGAACACCAUCUCCUAAAUGGGAAGGAAGUAUGCAGGUAUCCCAGAUUAACAAUGGUCCAAAAAUUUCAAGUAUGGUUACCCAUUAUAAUGGCCCCUUAUAUUCUUCAAGCAAUUUGAAGGGCCCACUACAGUCAACUUCUCAUGGCUCCCUAUCAUCUGGCCCAGGAAGGACCAACUCUGUUAAAAAGUUAUCUGCUUCAAAAUCUGAUCAGGAUUUGGCUUCUCUUAGGUCUCCACAGUCAGUUGAGUUUGGUUCUUCUACUUCAUUGGAUGAAGAUCAGCUGAGAUUGCUAAAUGAUACGUCAAACAGUUCAAAAUAUUCAUUAUAUGGGAGGACUUCUCGCCUAUUAUCUCCACCUCGACCCACUGGCCCUCGAAUCUCUGUGUCGAAUGUGAAACCUAAUGGACCCAGAAGUUCACCUACUGGGCCUCUAACUGGAUCUUUCAGGGUUGCUGGAUCAAGCUCAUGUGCAACAACUCCCAUAUCCCAGGCACUUGAUUCAGCUGUAUGUCAGAGUCCUAGUCAAGAUGUUGUUCCAAAACAUGAUAGAAAUCCUCGAAAGCGUACAGUUUCAGAUAUGUUGAAUUUGAUUCCAUCGCUUCAAGAUGUAGAAGCCAAUUCAGGAUUUUGUAAGAGAAGGAAAGUCUUGGAAGCAGCUCGUGCUCAACAAUCAUCACUGCAGGUGCUUAUGCCAAUGGAAAUGGUUUCAAAAGCCGAUAGUUACAGUUAUGGAAAUCUUAUUGCUGAAGCUAAUAGAGGAAAUGCACCUUCAAGUGUUUAUGUUUCAGCGCUUCUUCAUGUGGUUAGGCACUGUUCACUUUGUAUCAAACAUGCAAGAUUAACUAGCCAGAUGGAGGAGCUGGACAUCCCAUAUGUUGAAGAAGUGGGUUUAAGACGUGGAUCCUCGAACAUAUGGCUCCGACUACCAUUUGCAAGAGGUGAUACAUGGCAACAUAUAUGUUUGCGGCUUGGCAGACCUGGAAGCAUGUAUUGGGAUGUUAAGAUUAAUGACCAGCACUUCAGGGAUUUGUGGGAGCUUCAGAAAGGAAGCAGUAGCACACCAUGGGGCUCAGGCGUUCGCAUUGCCAAUACAUCUGAUAUAGAUUCUCAUAUCCGAUAUGAUCCAGAAGGUGUUGUUCUCAGUUAUCAAUCUGUUGAGGCUGAUAGUAUAAAGAAGUUAGUGGCAGAUAUCCAAAGGCUGUAUAAUGCAAGGAUGUUUGCCCUUGGGAUGAGGAAACUGCUUGGAGUAAGGGCAGAUGAGAAGCCAGAAGAAAGUGUUACAAACACCGAUGUUAAAGCAUCAGUUGGGUUUAAAGGCUCUCUUGAGGCAGUUGAUCGACUAUCGGAACAGAUGAGAAGGGCGUUUAGGAUUGAGGCAGUUGGGCUAAUGAGUUUGUGGUUUAGUUUUGGGUCAGGUGUUGUGGCUCGUUUUGUUGUCGAGUGGGAAUCAGAUAAAGAAGGAUGCACGAUGCAUGUUUCUCCUGACCAACUAUGGCCUCAUACCAAGUUUUUGGAGGAUUUUAUAAAUGGAGCUGAAGUUGCAUCCCUUUUGGACUGCAUUCGACUUACUGCAGGACCCUUACAUGCUCUUGCAGCUGCAACUCGUCCUGCAAGAGCUGGUCCUAUUCCAGGGGUCCCUGGGGUAGCAGCAGCACUUUCUUCUCUCCCAAAGCAGGCUGGGUAUCUACCAUCCCAGGGACUUCUGCCUAGUGGUUCAACCUCAAAUGUCAGUCAGGUUCCUUCAGGCCCUGGGGUGAACCCAGUUGCAGCUACUGCAGCUGGUCCUCUUGCAAAUCAUAACCUUCAUGGCCCUGCGAUGUUGGCUGCAGCUGGCAGAGGUGGCCCUGGCAUUGUACCUAGCUCACUGUUGCCCAUUGAUGUCUCUGUUGUUCUACGUGGCCCCUACUGGAUACGUAUCAUAUAUCGCAAACACUUUGCAGUUGACAUGCGUUGCUUUGCAGGAGACCAGGUUUGGCUGCAACCAGCAACACCACCGAAAGGUGGCCCUUCAGUUGGGGGAUCAUUGCCUUGCCCCCAAUUUCGACCAUUUAUAAUGGAACAUGUUGCCCAAGAAUUAAAUGGUUUAGAGCCAAGUUUUUCUGGUGGUCAACAGACAGGAGGUUUGGCGAAUUCAAAUAAUCAAAACUCAGGUGCAGGAUCUCAACUAUCAACUGCCAAUGGAAAUAGAGUUAACCUUCCUAGCUCUGCUUCAAUUUCUAGGACAAGCAACCAAGUGGCUGGUUUAAACCGUAUGGGAAAUGGUCCUCCAGGAUCUUCAAAUUUGGCUGUUGUGAGCUCAGGAGUACCUUUACGUAGAUCCCCAGGCACAGGUGUUCCAGCACAUGUAAGAGGAGAAUUAAAUACAGCCAUCAUUGGGCUUGGGGAUGAUGGUGGCUAUGGAGGUGGUUGGGUUCCUCUUGUUGCUCUUAAGAAGGUGCUCAGAGGCAUACUCAAGUACCUUGGAGUGUUAUGGCUGUUUGCUCAGCUACCAGAUCUGUUGAAAGAGAUCCUUGGGUCUAUCUUAAAGGACAAUGAAGGAGCACUCUUAAAUUUGGACCAGGAGCAGCCUGCCUUGCGUUUCUUUGUGGGGGGAUAUGUAUUUGCAGUAAGCGUCCACAGAGUUCAACUUCUUCUUCAAGUCCUUAGUGUGAAGCGAUUCCACCAUCAGCAGCAACAACAACAGCAGCAAAACUCAACCACUGCCCAAGAGGAGCUAACUCAAUCUGAAAUAGGCGAGAUAUGUGAUUACUUCAGCCGCCGUGUUGCAUCAGAGCCCUAUGAUGCAUCUCGUGUUGCAUCAUUCAUUACUCUUCUCACCUUACCUAUAUCGGUUUUAAGAGAAUUCUUGAAACUAAUUGCAUGGAAAAAAGGUCUAGCCCAGGCACAAGGAGGAGAUGUAGCUCCUGCACAAAAGCCUCGAAUUGAAUUAUGUCUUGAAAAUCAUGCUGGGUUGAAUAUGGAUUAUAGCUCAGAGAAUUCAUCUGUAGCCAAAAGCAACAUCCAUUAUGAUCGGCCUCACAAUUCUGUUGAUUUUGCUUUGACCGUUGUUCUUGAUCCUGCUCAUAUACCAUACAUAAAUGCUGCAGGUGGUGCUGCUUGGUUGCCUUACUGUGUCUCUGUGAGGUUGAGGUAUUCGUUCGGUGAAAACCCUAAUGUGUCUUUUCUUGGUAUGGAGGGAAGCCAUGGAGGUCGGGCUUGCUGGUUACGUGUUGAUGAUUGGGAGAAAUGUAAACAGAGGGUUGCUCGAACAGUGGAAGUUAAUGGAGGCUCAGCAGGUGACAUUAGUCAAGGAAGGUUGAGAAUAAUUGCUGACAAUGUGCAAAGAACCUUGAAUCUGUGUCUACAAGGGUUAAGGGAUGGUGGUGGGGUUACUGCAAGCUCCGUGGCAACAUGAUUGGUUGGUGCUGCCACACAUAUGUAUAUUAACCCAUUUGGAUUCUGGAGAAAGUUUGGGUAUUCAUCAUGGCUUAUUUUCCAUAUGCUGGUGUUAUAGAGGAUCUUGCAGUGAUAAAUAAAAGAUUAACUAAAUCCUGGAUGAGAGUAGAAAUGGUGUUUAAAUUGUGCGCUUGCAAUAGUUAGUGGGAAGUCGACCAUACAAGGGCUUUUGUCUUCUGUUUUGUUGGCUGACUUAGAUCUUCUGAGUAGGGUUUAUGAUGUUUUGGACCUAGAUCAUCUGAUAAGUAGGGUGUACAAUGUUUUUGACGAGAAGGGCACUGUAUCUUGGGAAAAUUACUUAGGAUGCUUGUUUUCCUUGUAUAGAUCACACUUGAUUGUAAAAAUUUUGUUAUGCUGAAGUAGUUUUAUACUCGAGCACAUUUGAAAAUUCAAUUACGAUAUUUUUAAAACUUAA